Molecule: messenger RNA, 735 nt
Organism: Acytostelium subglobosum LB1
Lineage: Eukaryota; Evosea; Eumycetozoa; Acytosteliales; Acytosteliaceae
Exons: 3
Coding region: 1-735 (244 amino acids)
Source: RefSeq, a predicted model, not a curated record
AUGAGCUCAACAACUAAUACACUAAAGCCAAUCAAGUUAUAUUCACUUAAUACACCAAAUGUUGCAAAGGUGUUUAUUUUGUUGGAGUUGUUGGAAUUACCUUAUGAAUCUAUAAAGGUUAAUAUUGCAAAUGGUGAUCAGUUCACGGAUGAUUUCAUUAAGAUCAAUCCAAAUAGUAAGAUACCAGCUAUUGUUGAUCCCAAUGUAGCAGAUGGAAAGAGUCCAAUUGUACUAUUCGAGAGUGGAAACAUCCUCAUCUACCUUGCCAAGACCUAUGGCAAGGGCAAGUACCUUCCCAACGAGACAACCCACACUCAAGAGCAUUAUGAAGUACUCGGUUGGUUGUUCUUCCAAAUGGCAUCACUUGGACCAAACAUGGGACAGUACAAUCAUUACGCCAAGUAUGCUGAAGUCAAGUAUGAGUAUCCAAUCCAGAGACAUUACAAAGAGGUCAAAAGAUUGUUCCAUGUGCUUGAGCGUCAACUCGCCAAACAUUCCUAUGUUGCUGGAGAUGAAUUGACCAUUGCAGACAUUGCAAUCUAUCCAUGGAGCAAAUACAUUACAACAUAUCCAGAUAUCGCAGAGCAGGACUUCCCCAAGUUAUUGGAGUACCAUGAGAGAUUGGCACAGUUGCCAGCUGUCCAAGCUUACAAGAAGUAUGAUGAUGAGCUCACUGCACAGAGAACUGCAUUCACUGCUGAGCAGCGCAAGAUAUUAUUCGGCCGAGACAAGUAG